Molecule: messenger RNA, 822 nt
Organism: Mizuhopecten yessoensis (Yesso scallop)
Lineage: Eukaryota; Metazoa; Mollusca; Bivalvia; Pectinida; Pectinidae
Exons: 1
Coding region: 1-822 (273 amino acids)
Biological process (GO): DNA integration
Molecular function (GO): nucleic acid binding
Source: RefSeq, a predicted model, not a curated record
AUGAAGUCAACAGCGUCCGCGCAUACUAUUGAGGUACUCCGAUCCGUGUUCGCGAGAAACGGUAUUCCUGAGCAACUGGUGAGCGACAAUGGUCCUCAAUUUACAUCAGCGGAGUGCGCAGUUUUCAUGGAAAUGAACGGUAUCCGUCACACGACAUCGGCACCGUAUCAUCCGCGAACGAAUGGGUUGGCAGAGAGGUUUGUACAGACAUUCAAGCAGGCUAUGAAAGCUUCGGAGUAUGACAGUGGUACCAUGCAAAAAAAACUCUCAAAGUUUUUACUGGCAUACCGAACCACACCCCAAUCUGAAACACCAGCAAGUCUACUCAUGGGACGCACUAUCGAAACGCGUUUGGAUCUUAUAAAGCCGAACUUGAGCAAGUCUAUGUCAGUAGCGAACGAUCAGGGUCUGUUGGAGAGCGUUUCCAUGCAGAGAGUGCGCGAAUUCGAUGUUGGGAACCCAGUUUCAGUGCGUGACUAUCGCGGAAAUCAUAAAUGGACGCCCGGUGUAAUCGCGUCGCAAUCUGGGCCUUUGUCCUAUCAGGUCCAAGUGGCACCAGGGCAGUGUUGGCGUCGUCAUGCGGACCAAAUACUCGGUUCAUGCUCUCCAUCGCUACGCAGUCCUUCGCUGUUUGGUGACGAUGCACCACAGGUGGUGGAAACAGACAUUUCCGAAUCAGUGGUGUCCGUGCCAAUGGACACAAGCGCGAGUCAGGUUCAGUGGGACACUGGUAUUACCCUGUCGAAGGUCACACCAGGAGUGACACCCAUGUUGAGACGCUCCAAGAGGUCUAAGAAGACCCCAGAGCGAAUGGAUUUGUAG